This is a messenger RNA of Trichobilharzia szidati, 1044 nucleotides long. The record is from the annotation of a GenBank genome assembly. Lineage: Eukaryota; Metazoa; Platyhelminthes; Trematoda; Strigeidida; Schistosomatidae.
ACUGUGCCUCAUAGCGGUUAUUCAAAGGUGGUGCUACUUGUGUUUGUUGGCAUUCUCAACAUGAGUGAUGAUAUAAUCCUUUUGGAUGCUCAGUAUGCUUUUAUGCUGGGGCAUUAUCAGCUUGCACUCAAAACACUGCAAAAGUUGAAGUCGAGUUCUCCUGAGACGGAAUUGCUGUCUAAUAUGCUGACAUAUCAAGUCUGUAUAGCCCAGAAGAAGUACGGAGUCGUGCUGGACGAAAUACCAGAAGACACAGAUGAUGCGGAGCUUAAAAUUCUUCGUCUGAUGGCUAAAUAUUGUUCCGGAACUAUAUCCGAGCAAAUUGCGACGAAUGAACUAAAUGCGAUUGUGGAACGGCAAGUGGAUCCAAACCCAAAUUUGAUCGCGAUCGCAGCUACUAUGUAUAUGAAUUUAAACAUGUUGGAAAGCGCAUUGAAGAUCUUGAAUAAUGCAAAUGAUACAUAUUGCAAUGCAUUAACUGUUCAGUGUUUACUCCACAUGAAUCGUUGUGAUCUUGCUGGGAAGGCUGUUCGACGUAUGCAAACUGCUGAUGAGGAUUCACUGCCAGCACAACUUGCUUCAGCGUUGUAUUAUUUGAAGAAGGGUGGGGAUCAAUUACAAGAGGCUCUUCACACAUAUGAGGAACUCAAAGAAAAACAUGGACCCUCCAGCCUACUUCUGAAUGGUCAAGCUGCAGCAUUAAUGGGUAUGAAUAAUUGGGUUGAAGCUGAACCAGUUCUUCAGGAGGCUAUUGAUAUGGAUGCCAACAAUCCGGAUACGCUGGUAAACAUGAUUGUUGUAUAUCAUCACUUGGGAAAGCCUAUUGAAACGAUCAACCGACUGAUAUCUCAAUUACGCGAUUGUCGUAAGGAUCAUCCAUUCCUUGUGGAAUAUGCCGAGAAGGAUGAUGAAUUCACGCGUUGCGCUCAACAUUAUAGUCCAAGUGUAACUGCGUAAACUGUUUGUGUGUAUGUGUGUGCUUGCGUGUGUUUAUUUGCCAUGAUACUUUCAUACCGACUUCGUCUUCUUCUUCUUCUUGUGAUA